This is a messenger RNA of Tachyglossus aculeatus (Australian echidna), 745 nucleotides long. It is a transcript of the gene DHFR, whose product is annotated as dihydrofolate reductase. Bases 32 to 595 code for a protein of 187 amino acids. Gene Ontology annotation, biological process: tetrahydrofolate biosynthetic process; dihydrofolate metabolic process; folic acid metabolic process. Gene Ontology annotation, molecular function: dihydrofolate reductase activity; NADP binding. Gene Ontology annotation, cellular component: mitochondrion. The record is from RefSeq and is a predicted model, not a curated record. Lineage: Eukaryota; Metazoa; Chordata; Mammalia; Monotremata; Tachyglossidae. The transcript is spliced from 6 exons.
UUGCGCGGCGCGCAGUUGGGGCUGGAGCGCGAUGGGUCGUCCGCUCAACUGCAUCGCGGCGGUGGCCAAGAACGGGGGGAUCGGCAAUAAAGGGGACCUGCCCUGGCCCCCGCUCAGGAACGAAUACCGAUAUUUUCAGAAAAUGACCACGACUCCUACAGUAGAAGGUAAAGAAAAUCUGGUGAUAAUGGGUAAGAAGACCUGGUUCUCCAUUCCUGAGAAAAGUCGACCUUUGAAAGACAGAAUUAAUAUAGUGCUCAGCAGAGAACUCAAAGAGCCCCCACAGGGAGCUCAUUAUGUCGCCAAAAGUCUGGAUGAUGCCCUAAAUCUUCUCAACCUGCCAGAACUAGCAAGUAAAGUGGAUAUGGUGUGGAUCAUUGGAGGCAGCUCAGUUUAUAAGGAAGCAAUGGAGAAACCAGGUCAUCAGCGACUGUUUGUGACUAGAAUUUUGCAAGAAUUUGAAAGUGACACAUUUUUCCCAGAAAUUGAUUUAGAGAAAUAUAAACUUAUUCCAGAGUAUCCUGGUGUUCCAGCUGAUACCCAGGAAGAAAAGGGCAUUCAGUACAAGUUUGAAGUAUACGAAAAGCAUAUUUAGUAGGUGCACAGACCAAUUUACUUUUUAAAAAAAAUCAUUUUGUAUCGUGUCGAUAUAGAAAUAAAUGCUUGAUGGAUGUCAAUAAACUUUUCACAUAAGUACCUUUCCUCUGCAAAUCAUCACCUGAUUAAAAGCUGUUCUUUUCUGCCA